Messenger RNA from Epinephelus lanceolatus (giant grouper), 4693 nucleotides. Lineage: Eukaryota; Metazoa; Chordata; Actinopteri; Perciformes; Serranidae. The record is from RefSeq and is a predicted model, not a curated record.
UAACUCAGUGAAGCGGAAACCGUGAGAGCCGAGCUCGCGCCACAGGCUCAGAGAAGUUGUCAUCUUCACGAGGGCAGCUGCAGCUGAUUCCAGCUCUGCUGAUGAAGAGUGAAUUCAGACCUUCACCGUGUGAUGAAGAGCUUUACUCGCUCACUGACGACCUGAAGACCGGUCCAGGGUCCGGGUCCGGGUCUGGGUCUGGCUGCAGGCCAGGGUUUGUCCUUUCUUCCACCCACUGGUGAUGCUGUAUGUGGCUGCUCUUCACCUUCUGUCUUUUUAUGAGGAAUGAACUGAGGUGCUUCUUCUACUGCCUUCUCAACGUACUGCUGAUUCUUCUAUGGACACAGAUUGAGGUGCGGCGUCCAGUGCAGAUACAGUAAAGUGGACCCAGGAAGAUGCCAGCCCCUCCUCCCCCACCACCCCCAGGGCCUCCCCCUCCUCCCACCUUUGCUGUUGCCAACACAGAGAAGCCUACUCUGAACCGUUCAGAGCAGCAGGGAAGGAGUGCUCUGCUGUCCGACAUCUGUAAAGGCGCCAGAUUAAAGAAGGCUGUCACCAAUGACCGCAGUGGACCUCAACUGGACAAACCCAAAGGAGGAGGAGGAGGAGGUGGAGGCGGUGGUGGUGGUGGUGGAGGAGGAGGAGGAGGAGGAGGAGGAGGUUUUGGAGGUGGGGCUCCUGCUGGUUUAGGAGGCCUGUUUGCAGGAGGGAUGCCGAAACUGAGGUCUGCAGCAAGCAGUGGUAAAAAUGACUCAGGACCCAGCCGAGGGCCCGUGCUCCCUCCAGGAGGCCGCUCUUGUGGGCCCAGCCCCUUCGGUGGCGGUGGAGGCUCCGCUGGCCCGCCCAAACUGCCAGGCGCCCCUGCUGGUGGCCGUGGCAACGUCCCUGACCUCCCAAAGGGCCGGCCAAAUCUCUCCUCCAGACAAGACACUCCGGGAGGCCCCCCUCCUCCUGUGCCCAACACUCCUCGACCAAACCAGAGCUUCCAGCCUCGUGGGGGUCCGUCUCCGCCAUCACUCCCUUCAGCACCCAGGCCCAGCCCGGCCUCUGGACCUCCACCUCCCAGUCUUCCACCAGGGAGACACGGACCUCUCCCUCCACCACCAGGAGGCUCCUCACCUGGACCAAGACCAGGAUUCUCUGCACCUCCUCCCCCACCCCCGAACAGCAGCCGACCUUCCUUACCCCCUGCUCCUGGAGGGAGGCCCCCACUUCCUGACGACCGGCCCCCACCACCACCACUAGGAGGUCAUCGCCCAUCUAUGCCCCGCGAUGUCCCCCCGCCUCCUCCCUCUGUCAACUCCAAGCCUUCCUCCUCCGUCUCCUCCUCCCCUGCCUCUCGUCCCUCAGUUGGUGGGGGUGCACCUCCUCUCCCACCGGGCCGACCGGGUCCCCCUCCUCUCCCACCCACACUGGCUGGUGGGGACGACCACAGCACCCCUCGUCUGCCCCAGAGGAACCUGUCGCUCAACAGCCAUGGUCCAGCUCCGCCACACGGUCGGACAGGACCUCUCCCUCCUCCACCAAACGAGAGGCCGCCAUCUCUUGGAAGGAACCAGUCGUCACAACGAACAGGGCCUCUUCCUCCCCCUCCUCCCUCAGGUCGUAGCAUAGGUGGGGGCAGUGUGAGGUCAUCACCAGCUCCUUCUCCUAUUGGUCGGCCAGGCCCUGAGCCUCCUCGCGGGGGACCUGGCGGGAGACCUCCCCUCCCUCCGGACAGGCCGGGGACAGGAGGGGCCCCUCCUCCUCCUCCUCAACCACCCAUGGGUAACGGCUUCCAGAACUCUCACCACAACCAGAUACAGGAUGAGUGGGAGUGUCGCUUCACUUUCCAUCCGGUGUCAGACUUUCCUCCACCUGAGCCCUACGUGCCCUUCCCCAAGACCUACCCCAGCAAGAUCGCCAAGACUGACGGCAGAGGCUCUGGCAAAAAGGAGAGAGGAGCUCCUCCUCUUCCUCCCAUACCCAGGUGAAGAAGAGGUGACAGCAAACGCAACCCCUGGAACUACUUUUCCUUCCUGUCUCUCUCUUUCCUCUCUUCUCUGCGCUCAUUGUGCUUUUACCUGCGGCAUGUGGUUUCAUCUGUGGACUGCAACGUGUACAACGGACCUGAAGUCUGGUCGACCAAGUAAAAGUCCAGACUCCCAGUGUGGAGUUUACGUCAUGUGCCUCUGUAGCAGCAGAGUGGCAGCGCUCAAAGACCAAAGCCUGUUUAAACUCUGGUACACUGUGUUCGGAUAAAAAGAAGAAAAAAAACUUGUACCUCUUUAGGCACUUGGAAAAAUGUGUUUAAUAACCGAUGCUGUGGCUGGAAAAUAGUUUCUGGAUGGGCUUUGUUGACCUGGUUGCUGUGAGACAGUAUUUUAAAAAACUUGAUCCACUUUAUUCCAUUAACUAACCUUUUCAUCCUUUGCUUACGGCGGGUAAAAGAUCCCAUAGAUUGCUUGCUAGAUAUAUAUUUUACCAACCAGCUACACUUUUAUAAAACAAUACAAACUUGACAAAUAAACCAGCAUUCGGCACGUGUUCCUCUCCCAGCCUGCUCCCAGCUUUAGAUGAAGCUCAGUCAGCGUCAUUGUCAUCAUCGGGUCACAGUUCAGGGCUUCUAACGCAACCAAUCAGCUUCCUCAAGCGUGUCGACUAGUUUCUUUAGUGUUUCCCUCGUGCCUUCUUCUAUUCAGGAUUGUUUCCUCAGGCUGCUUAAAGAGUUAAGGGAAUUCGCCUUUUGUGCCUUAAAUUAAGUGUGUGUGUGUUUGUUCACCUGGAUCUGAUCACCUCUGCUGAUGUCUGUGUGUAAACAGAAGCAAUACAGCAGCUCGACUGCCACAACGAGGGCUGCAGCGGUAUGAGAUCUUUAACGGUACGAUAACCGUCUCAGAAAAUAUCAUGGCUUCACGGUACGACAGUAAAUGGUGUUACACAGUUUUUAUGAUCGGUUACAGUGAUCCUGACGGCUCCAGUGUGGAGGAUUCAGGGGGAUAUGUUUGCAGAAAUGGAAUAUAAUAUAAUGAGUGUGUUUUCUUUAGUGUUUAAUCAGCUGAAAAUAAGAAUCAUUGUGUUUUCGUUCCCUCAGAAUGAGACGUUUAUAUCUACACAGGGAGCAGGUCCUCGUCUACACAGAUCACCAUGUUGCACCACCAUGUUUCUACAGUAGCCCAGAACAGACAAACCAAACACUGACUCUAGAAAGGGACCUCAUGUUGUUGCAUUUACACGUCAGCAAGACCUGCGCAACGAGCAGCAUUGGAAAUACACUGAUUUUAAAACAUGAAACUGCUGUAUUCAGUGUUUUUACUGGGGUAAAUCAGCUGGUCUGUUUUGGAGAGGAAGACACCUCUGUGGAUAAUUCGGCUCCCGGUAAAAACUUCAUGCACAUUUGGAUCUGAAGUUAUCAGAGAAAAAAGCUGAGCACACAUUGUCAGAUGUAAAGCUAACAGCCAGCUCCAGCGUGCCAAACAGCAUCAGAGAAACACUGAUUUGUAACAUGAAAUUACUUUAUUCAGUGUUUUGACGGGUCUAAAUCACCUGGUCUGAUUGUUUUGAAGAGGAAGAGACCUCUGCUGAUGAUUCGGCUUUCGGUAAAAACCUCCUGAACAUCUGGAUCCGAAGUAAGUUAUCAGAGAAACAUGAGCACACAUAGCAGGUGCUGGGUGAGCAGCCUGUUUGCGACAUGCCAAACAGCAUAGAGGACACACAUCAGUGUUAACAUGAAACUUCUUUAUUCAGUGUCUUUACCCGUUUCAACCACACUGUACACACUGCUCCUUUAAAGGAACAAACAUGGAGGAUUUUUGUUGAGCAAACGCCUUAAAGUAAAGCAAAUUAUUUUUUAACACUGUAGAUAAGCAAAUGUAUGAUAACCGCCAAUUUUCAUAUCAUGCCAUACCGUGAAACCAGCAUACCGCUGCACCCCUCGCCACGACAUCUAGAAAGCUGAGUACAACAAAGUGUCUUAACAUCAGUACGUAGACAGACAUGGAACCAAACUGGCCACAACGUCUUGCCACGGCUGCAGAAACCAUCAGGGGAAACGCGGGUGUUUAAUUUGCCAAAGCCACAUGUGCCUUCACAGUUGAUGCACAUCUGUGUGUUUCUGUUGGAACCACUCAACGGUACGUUUCAUUUGAUUGUAAAAUGUGACGUGAGCAUUCAGUUAAUGUUCAUGAUGGAGAUGGACAUUGUACGGUGUUGGUUUUGGCAUUGGUUUACAAUACAACUGAUUCUUAUUUUGCUGUUUUGUUAAAGCUGCGAUGAAGGACCUGUGUAUGUGUCUGUAUGAUUUAAUCAAGUGGUUUUGAAGGACUGUUUUAUUUUAAGUUAUGUUUCACAACUGUGCAGUAUUAUGGUUUGUUUGUUUUGCUUCACCCAGCACUGCUUGGAACGGUCUCUUGUACGUGUGAUGUCUCAUUAUCAUGUGCUGGUCAAAGAAACAUUCUCUUACAGACAAUCAUAUGGAAGUAAACAUAUUUACAUCAAUAAAUAAAAUGCUUUAAGAUGCUUCAUGUGCUCUGCCUGGGCUGGAAUGUGCUUUUAUUGGACUGCACAGACACUCGUGCACAAAGGAGGAUCAUCAGAUCACAGAUGAGGACGGUGAAGUGUGUCAGCAUCCGUUUGAAGGGGUUUAUUAUGUAUUAUUGGAUAAAUAAUAUGCAUCAUUUACAUGUUUGUGCAAUAAAGCUGGACAAUACAUUGA